This is a messenger RNA of Bipolaris sorokiniana ND90Pr, 1021 nucleotides long. RefSeq lists its product as uncharacterized. The coding region runs from base 94 to 657 and encodes 187 amino acids. The record is from RefSeq and is a predicted model, not a curated record. NCBI's taxonomy places the organism in Eukaryota, Fungi, Ascomycota, Dothideomycetes, Pleosporales, Pleosporaceae. The transcript is spliced from 3 exons.
CUAUGCAUACUUACUCCACUCGUCUUUGAUUUGUUGAGCAUACUGGCUGCCUUUCCGGUGACACACACACGCACAAGCACAGCGACAGCAGUCAUGGCUGCGAACACAGGAUUCCGACUGGGCGAAGACCAAUUUUCAGAGGCGAGCGACAGCGACCAAUCACAACAUAGCCAACGGAGCCCUUCACCCAGGCAGGCCAACGGCCAGGUACCUGCACAGAAAUCUAAGAAGAAAAAACAAAAGGACCGACGUAAAAUGGGCGCAUUGGCCGACGAGCUAGUCGAUGUCUUGGAUGAUGCCUUUUCGGCACCGACGGCCCAUGCAUACACUGGUACUGAUCAGCAAACAAGCGGUGACCAGAGCAUCAUGGUUGACGCCGAAUCUGCGGGCAAAAAGAUGAACAAGCGCACUCGUCAGAAUCUCGCGAGGAUGCAGGCCCGCAAGGAGAGGAAUAGCGUCAAGAUGAAGGAUGUUACUCAAGACAAGACAUUACAGGCCGAGAUGGCCGCUGCAGAGCGAAGAGGCAUGUCAUUGGAGGAGUAUCGAAAGCUCGGCUCUGGAAAAGGCAUGUCCAAGGCUUCGGCGAGGAGGGUGAAGAAGGAAGCUAUGCGAAAGCAGCGUGUGGCUGCAAUGGUGGAUGAAAUGGAGAUUGGAUAGGAUGCGGAAUCAGGCACGCUGAGUUGCAUCUCCAUCCGCUCGUCUUCAUUCAAGAUUGAAGCUUCCACCUUUCCGUCUCCCUUGUCUAACCCUUACUUGAAAAACAGGCUGGUCCAAAUUUAGCCUUUGCAAGACUGGCUACACACUAGUUUGUAAAUCUCACAUGAUCAGCACUGCCUGCGAACACCCUACCUGGACAAAACGACCGGGCUACUGCAAGAAAUCAGUCUCAUUUCCAAUCAUUCCUUGCGUCCCUUGUCCUCGCUUGUACUUGAUCCAUCGCCACCGCCACCACCGCUCUUUCUUCAAAGAUAGGGCUAUGUUGAAAUCAUGCUAAACUCAUACUAGACCAGAGAAGAGCAGA